Messenger RNA from Panicum hallii, 2981 nucleotides. RefSeq lists its product as uncharacterized. The coding region runs from base 669 to 1433 and encodes 254 amino acids. The transcript is spliced from 12 exons. The record is from RefSeq and is a predicted model, not a curated record. Lineage: Eukaryota; Viridiplantae; Streptophyta; Magnoliopsida; Poales; Poaceae.
CCGUAAAGCUCCAAGAGCAUGGGCGACUUUGUUACAUGUUCUAGGAACCAAAUCAAAGAUUAUGACGAGAAACUCCCCUCGACCAGCUGUUUAAGUUCAUAAUUCGCCCCUCCAGCCGAUGCUAGCCGAUAGUCAUUCGCCAUAGCUUGCUUCAGACAUCCACCGCACGCCGUGCCCAUCGUUCGACACGCCCGACGGCCACGGCUCUUGACGGCCAUCGCUCCUGACAGCCGCUUCUCCGACGGCCACCUGACGCCGCGCCCAACAGCCACUGCUUCGACGGCAACCACACGCCGCGCCCUACGGCCACGGCACCGGUCGGCCACCGCGCUUGACAGCCACUGUUCUCAUCGUCCGCCAGGAUGAACAGCAGAUCAGACGGCUGCCACGCCACUCCAGGUGCCGUCUGUCUCUCCAUCACGGUAUGCCGAGUAGGAAAAAAAUGGAUGGACGUUCCCCACUUGGAGAUAGUACAAAUACAUGCAAAAAUUGUAAUAAACGAGCAAGCCGUGAUGAGUAUGAUCCAUAUAAUGGAAAUAAUGGUCUGAGGGAGGCGAAACGCCAAAGGGCAAAGGAAAAGUAUGCGGCCAUGCUGAUAAAAAGCUGAGUUGAAUGCUAAGAAGAGAGAAAACUACCAUCGGAGAAAGGCUGAGAGAGAAGCUGUUAGCAUGGUUGUGGAGACGCCAGUUAUCAACCAAACAGAUGGAAGCAGUAUUGUUCUAAACACACUAGAUACCAAUCCUGAAAUGUCUCUUUUAGAGCGUCGGAAUGAUAAAGAUAGAGAGAGGACGAUCAAAAAGUAUCAUGGGAUGACUGAUGAGCAGAAGGCUGAUCGGAAUGCCAGAAAACAAGCAAAUAGAUAUCGAAGUAUAUUCGAUGCUGGUGCAACUAUUGCUAACAACAAAGAUGCAGAUGCGAUAGAUGGUGCGUGCAUUACGACUUUUGGUACUUGCACAUUAGCAAUUGAAGAUGAUGUCACCCCAGAGGAGCAGAAAAGGGAGAAUGAAAGGAAAAGAUAUCAUGAUAUGGGCGGUUUGGCAAGGAAUGAAAAGAUCAUUAAAAUUAUUGAAUCCUGCAAGAAGAGAAACAUAGAAAAUCAAGGUAAACAUGUAGAUACACCCGUUACCGGAACCUUACAGUCUGCAUUAACGCAACAACAAUCAGGUCGAGUGACUAGAGCGUGCACUAGAAAUAUAGAUCGAGAUGAUCAAUUUGACUCGGAUUUAUGGGAACCCUAUGAUCCGAUGCAUGGAGUUGAAGAAAAUGAUUUAGAUCAAAUGAACCUGAUGGAUUAUGGGCUUGCUGAUAUAGAAGAUGAUGAAGCAUGCAUAUUUCAUCACCAGGAUUUCCAGUACGAGUAUGCUAUGGAUCGUGACAUUGGUUUCAAAGGUUCGGAUUGUACAAGGAUCUUCCGAAGAAACACCAUGUCUUGAAGAAGGCUAAAAACUGUGAAUUCUGCAAUGCAAAGAGGUUCCCAAGUGAAGGACCGGCAUUCUGUUGCGGGAAAGGGAAGGUUAACAUAUAUAUUCCAGAGUGACCAGCUGAACUACGCCGCUUGUUUGCCAAUCAGACCGACAGGGAUAUAAAAUAUUUUUGGAAGCACAUUCGGUAUUUUAACUCGCACUUAUCCUUCACAAGCUUUGGAGUUUCCAUUGAUCAUAAUCUUGCAUCAGCAUGAGGUACUAGUGUGUAUUGUUUUAAAGCACACAGUCAGAUAUACUUGGUGGUAGAGGUCCUCGCCAUAUGCAGCUAUACUUUUAUGACACCGAUGAGACCACUGCACAUAGGGUCAAAAGGUCGCCUAAGCUUGAUACUUCAAUGAUCCAGUUGAUUUUGAGCUGCAGGACAACCCAUAUGUGCUUCUAUUCAAGAAUCUCGGUUCGGUGUCUAAUAUUUCAGAGUACAAAAUUGAACUUAAUACAAGCAUAUCUGUUGAUCAAAGGAGAUAUAAUGCACCUGGGAUGGAUUAGGUCGCUGCUAUAUGGGUGGAAGGUAAUGACCCUCAGCAGAGGUUUUCUCGCAGCAUAAUAAUAUAUGGCAGGGAGGAUCGACCUCACUAUGUCAGGGCGUAUCAUGGUUGCUACGAUCCAUUGUCCUACCCUUUGUUUUUCCUUGGUGGUGAGACUGGAUGGGAGGAUAAAAAGAUCGAAUACUAGGAUCCACCACCUCCUAAGCAAAAGAGAAAUUAUACUAAGCGUAAGAAGCAAGAUGAUCUUGCUGAUGAGGAAUUAGGUGCAUUUCAGUUGCAACCUCUUAAGAAGGCAAAACACCGACAUUCACUGUAUUAUGAUUUUAAGGGGGAAGACCAUGAUAUGGAUGAGCAGAGUGAGAACGAGGAUGGCCCUGAUGAUGAGCUUGACGACAUAGCUGGUGGUGGAUCCCGGCGUCACGUCAACGUGAGAGAGUACUAUUGUUUCAAGCUACAGAUUCGUGAAGGUCAAUUCAAUAUGUUCUUUCAUGCUGGUCGGCUCUUCCAGUAAUUUGCAGUUGAUAUGUAUGUCAAGGUUGAGUCAAUGUGUCUAGACUGGUACGCAAAGCCAGCACAUCAGGCUAUAAUUCGUGCAGAUCUAUAUCAGGGUACUCUUGAUACGCUCGCCGCGGGAGAGGUUGAUGCUUCGAAGGCUGGGCUCAGGGUUGUUUUGAGCAAGGAUUCCUGUCGGAGGAAUUCUCCAGCCGGGUGGCGGAAAGCACCCGCCUAAUCCUAGUUAAGGAUGGGUUUGGAGGAGACUUAGGAGCGCUCGAUCGGUGGACAGAUGAGCGCAGGAAGGACACAAAGAUUUAGAGUGGUUCGGGCUGCCGGAGCGUAAUACCCUACGUCCACUUUGGUGUUGUAUUGAUUGUGUAAGCCUGCCUGGAACUUAGCCUGGACUUGUGCUUGUGUAUCUGACCCUGUCUUCUAACGAGUGCACUCUCCCUUUUAUAGUCCAAGGGGAGUGCUUACACUGUGCGGGGCCCCGACAGGUGGGCCCGGCCAUCAGGAG